This is a messenger RNA of Umbelopsis ramanniana AG, 638 nucleotides long. RefSeq lists its product as uncharacterized. NCBI's taxonomy places the organism in Eukaryota, Fungi, Mucoromycota, Umbelopsidomycetes, Umbelopsidales, Umbelopsidaceae. The coding region runs from base 199 to 564 and encodes 121 amino acids. The transcript has 3 exons. The record is from RefSeq and is a predicted model, not a curated record.
CUUAAAAGAAAGCACUUUGUAUGGAGUGUCCUCUGAUGUUUAUUGUACUUGGUACCUGCAGGUGUCAGGACCACUACAGCGGAGUUGUGAUUGCCCACACUAUACAAAAAAAAAUCGUUUCCCUGGGACAAAAGAACGACUGAUUUACCAGGAAACAUCAAGGCACCUAUCCUACAAAUCAACAAUCACUUCGAUAUCAUGGGCAUAUUCGACUGGCUGCCGCUAUUUAGGAAGGAAGAAAAUGCUGACGAAAUCUCAAAGAAGAAUUACUGUUAUCACAUUGAAGGGUUUCUAUCAUGUGCGUAUUUCCAUGCAGCGACAGAUGUCGGUGAUCGUUUGACAGAUAAGAUGAAGGAUGUUAAAAUCGACGUCAGCGCUUAUAUGAAAGCACAGUGGCAGGAUCGCUUGAACCAACUACAACAGGAGCUAAAAGCCGGGUAUCAUUCAACUUCCCCAUUCAUCUAUGAGGGCUGUUCUGGGAAUGAACUCAAAUUUGUAGGCGGCUAUAGUGACUUUGCUAGACUUGCGCGAGAUCGUCACCGUAUAUCGGUCCCAUUAGACUGAAAGCCAAAAACAAAAACUACACAAUAGAACUGUAUAGAAACUUUGUAUCAUAUAAAAACCUUCUUCUUUUCGAU